Messenger RNA from Pelobates cultripes (western spadefoot toad), 4329 nucleotides. Lineage: Eukaryota; Metazoa; Chordata; Amphibia; Anura; Pelobatidae. The record is from the annotation of a GenBank genome assembly.
CAUGGCGCCGUGCACGCUGCGUGCAUUCACUUCACAGUGCAGCAAGUGAGGGCAGACUCCAUGUAACGAGGACUAGGAGGAAGUGUGGGCCCCUGUAUAACUGGCUGGGAGACCCCGCCCCGGCCUCUUUCCGCUCCGAGCUCCGACCGGUUAACACACGGCCGAGGAGACACGUGAGUGUAAAUCGCCUUUAACUAGUGCUUGUCUCGGGUUAUUACCGGCGGGAUCCGGGUGUGCGGGCUGGGAAUCAGAGCUAGUACUGGGGAUAGCGCAUGCAGGACUCGGCUACUUACUAUAACAGUCACUGAGAGCAGGGAGUGCAGGGAAAGCGUGAACUGCCAGGCCUUGGACCACUCCAGCCAUAUCCCUCUAUAAAACACUAGGGAACACUCUGUAUAGGGAGACCUGCUCUGUAUAUAGUGUAUUCUAGGGAACACUCUGUAUAGGGAGACCUGCUCUGUAUAUAGUGUAUUCUAAAUAACUCUGUAUAGGGUAUUCUAAAUAACUCUGUAUAGGGUAUUCUAAAUAACACUCUGUGUAGGGUAUUCUAAAUAACACUCUGUGUAGGGUAUUCUAAAUAACACUCUGUGUAGGGUAUUCUAAAUAACACUCUGUGUAGGGUAUUCUAAAUAACACUCUGUGUAGGGUAUUCUAAAUAACACUCUGUGUAGGGUAUUCUAAAUAACACUCUGUGUAGGGUAUUCUAAAUAACACUCUGUGUAGGGUAUUCUAAAUAACACUCUGUGUAGGGUAUUCUAAAUAACACUCUGUGUAGGGUAUUCUAAAUAACACUCUGUGUAGGGUAUUCUAAAUAACACUCUGUAUAGGGUAUUCUAAAUAACACUCUGUAUAGGGUAUUCUAAAUAACACUCUGUAUAGGGUAUUCUAAAUAACACUCUGUAUAGGGUAUUCUAAAUAACACUCUGUAUAGGGUAUUCUAAAUAACACUCUGUAUAGGGUAUUCUAGGGAACACUCUGUAUAGGGUAUUCUAGGGAACACUCUGUAUAGGGUAUUCUAGGGAACACUCUGUAUAGGGAGACCCGCUCUGACUUAGGGCUGUUUGCUAAAUUAUGAUCUUACUGUAUAAUUAUAUACAGCUAGUUCAUUAUACAUUAUUUUUUAUUGAAGUAUAAGGUUAUACAGUGCUUCACUAUGGAUGUGAUUAAUAUUAUUUCCACUUUAUUAUGAUCUGUUAUUGUGUGAAGACCAUGCAUGCUUUGGGUAUAUUGUUUUAAGUGUACUGCAUGCGGUUUUACACGUUUAAUAUAUGUUCAAAUACAAACUUGCCUGCAAGUCACAUGUUUAUUACAAUACCAUUAUAAAGCAAUUGCACACUGAGUUUAAAGUGUUUUCUAUAUUGUAGUAUCUGAACUUACAGCAAUACAAGUGGCUAAACUUUUUAAUUACAUUGCUAUACAAAGUGAAAGUCCAUGUUGAUGUUAAAUACGGACAUGGUCCGUUAAAUGUAGUUUUGGGAUUAGUUUUUUGCCUAACAGAUCAGAAUACUGAAUACUUAAAUUUGCAAAUAACUCCACUACGCUUAUUAAUUUGCACGGUUUUCUUUGGAUUUAUAACAUGCCAUUAGAGACCUCCUAUUGCAGUGCUCUCUUCAGGGAUGGCAAAUCUGUGGCCUUCCUGCUUUUGCAUGGAUUUUUUUUUUCUCAAUAUGCUCAGCCAGCAGCAUAGCUAACUUUUAAAGGACCACUAUAGUGCCCUGAGGGUGCCCCACCCUCGGGGUCUCCCUCCCGCCGGGCUCUGGGGAGAGGAAGGGGUUAAACUUACCUCUUUCUCCAGGGCCGGGAGCUCUCCUCCCUUUUCUCCUCUUCGUCUGAAUGCGCAUGCGCGGCAGGAGCUGCACGCGCAUUCAGCCAGUUCAUAGGAAAGCCUUCACAAUGCUUUCCUAUGGACGCUGGCGUCUUCUCACUGUGAAAAUCAUAGUGAGAAGCACGCAAGCGCCUCUAGCGGCUGUCAAGAGACAGCCACUGGAGGCUGGAUUAACCCUAUUAUAAACAUAGCAGUUUCUCUGAAACUGCUAUGUUUAUUUUAAAAAAGGGGUUAAACCUAGCUGGACCUGGCACCCAGACCACUUCAUUAAGCUGAAGUGUUCUGGGUGCCUAUAGUGGUCCUUUAAGUACAAAAAUGGCAGACAGGGUCAUUAUGAGCAGUUAACAUUAGCUCAACAUAGUUUUUCUAUAAGGACUGAUUGAGUUCCACAAUGGUAAUGUCAGGCAGCCGACUGUUUGGAUGACAAUUGUGCCACCAUUGCUUCUUGCAAGCUAUGACAAGCGUUUAGCCAUGGCAUCAUGACAGUCCUGACACAUCUGGUUGAAACUGUUACAUUUAUUUAUUUUGUUAUGUUUGUUCUUACUAUUGAAAGUACCUUGCAGAUUCUGAUAUCUACCCUUUUCUUUCUUGCAGUAUGGCAGACUGGGAGACUGUUCCGGUUGGGUCCGAGACCCCUGAGAUUAAACUGUUUGGGAAGUGGAGCACAGAUGAUGUCCAGAUUAAUGACAUCUCUCUGCAGGUAACAAGCUUCCGAACUUCACAACAUAUUUAAGCACUUGAAAUUUGACUGGAGCAUCAGUAUCGAGUCCUGGAUAUAAAAAAAAAUUUAAACCCUGGUAAUUUUUUGACAUGUUUAAAAUGGACCUGUCCUACACAGGUUUUGAUAAGGUCAUUUAAGACAGGUAGACUGUGUAGUCUUUAUUGACAAGUACUGCUAAUUGAAAGAUAACUUCUGCCGUACAUACAAGGUCCAUGCUAGCAGUUAAACUUGUUUUACUUCUGAUUACAUAGUUACAUAAUUCAUUAAGGUAAAGGUUAAUUAAAUGUAUCAAUAAAAUUGCUAGCCAUUAUUAGUCAUUUCUGAUUGUGAAAAAUAUAUAUGUACUUUAAAUUUCCCUCUAUUGAUGGAGAUUUGUCAUUCUUGUUUGAUAUGUGCUGCAGUUAAAGUCCAGAAAUACAAUAAUUAUGUAUGCUAAAACCAACUCAUGCAAUUCUGCUGUAAGUCAUAUCUGUCCAUAGCUUGACUACCUCUCUGUUUUGUGUAUUUUCAUUCUCAGGAUUACAUUGCCGUGAAGGAGAAAUAUGCAAAGUUCCUGCCACACAGUGGUGGACGUUAUGCUGCCAAACGCUUUCGCAAGGCUCAGUGCCCUAUUGUGGAGCGUCUCACAAACUCCCUCAUGAUGCACGGGAGGAACAACGGCAAGAAGCUCAUGACCGUGCGAAUUGUAAAGCACGCCUUUGAAAUCAUCCACCUGCUGACAGGAGAGGUAAUUAUUCAUCAGUUUUGUUAGUGUAUUUCUAGUCGACGUUGCGCGUGUACUACAUUGAUAUCUAUGGAGGAUCCUGCAGUAGUCUCCAUAGAUAAUGUGCUGAGUGAGAUAAAGCACGUUUUCCUUAGCAGGCUUUGACUUUUGUUAAGUUAGGAUUUUACCACGUGACAGUUAUCCCUACUUUGUUUUAUAUAUUUUGACUGUUUAAACGUAGUCUUUGAGAAUUUAACUUUAUGAAAAUGCCUUUUUUUUUUUUUCAGAACCCUCUGCAAGUCUUGGUGAAUGCCAUCAUUAACAGCGGCCCUCGUGAGGACUCCACUCGUAUUGGAAGAGCUGGAACCGUAAGGAGACAAGCUGUUGAUGUGUCACCUCUCAGAAGAGUUAAUCAGGUGAAUAAGGGAAAAGAAUUGAUCUGCCAGGGAAGGGGUGGUAGUUAUUGCAACAUAGGGCUGUCCAAUGACGCUGUUAAUUCUGAUCAAGUUUAUUUAAGGCAGCCCAAGGGUAUCACCAUAUGGCGAGUUUCUAUUCUAUAGUGCAGCAGAAUCUGAUAAAUCGGAUAUGUAAAAAUAAUUUUGUGAGCUGUGUGGGUUGCAGUACAAGUCAAUUAGACCUAUACUAGUGAUCCAAUUGCUGGUGGUCUUAACACUUUUGUUUCCCCUCUUGCCCAUAGGCUAUCUGGCUCCUGUGCACCGGUGCUCGUGAAGCUGCUUUUAGGAACAUUAAAACCAUUGCAGAGUGUGUUGCUGAUGAGCUGAUCAAUGCAGCCAAGGUGAGCAGAAUGUGUAUGACCCCCUAUAGAAGUGGUUAAUGAGAAAAUAAUUAAAAUUGGGUCUGACAUAACUUUUUGUUUGCAGGGCUCCUCUAAUUCAUACGCCAUCAAGAAAAAGGAUGAACUGGAGAGAGUAGCCAAAUCCAACCGUUAAUGCGCCAGCAGCCUCAAAGGAACAUCGGGCAUCUGUUAUAAUAAAGAUUUGUUAUCUAUUUCUUGAGUCUCUCGGUUUUUCUUUAAUGCAUUUUGUCCCUAGAGUUGUUAAAGUGAAAGGAGAAUAAUAA